CGCCUUAUUACGAUUGUGUUUGUGGUUGAGCUGACGUAUUCGAUUUGAAUUUUUUCCAUUAAAUUUUUUAAAAAAAAUUUUCAAUUAAGCAACCAACAAAAAAAAUAAUGUCUACAAAACUAAAAUCGAUUGAGAGUUCUCAAAUUCUUUUCAUUCUUUUUAUAUCCAUCAUGUUUAUAGCUGUCUAUUGUAAUGAUAAUAAUUCGAAUAAAAAAAUAACCAAAUUACAGAUCGGUAUCAAAAAACGUGUUGAUGAUUGUCAACGUCGUGCAUCAAAAGGUGAUAUAUUACACAUUCAUUAUCGGGGAACAUUACAUUCAACUGGUGCAGAAUUUGAUAGUUCAUAUAAACGUGGAACACCAUUGAAAUUUACAUUAGGUGUAGGUCAAGUAAUUGCCGGUUGGGAUCAAGGAAUGUUAGGUAUUUGUGUGGGUGAAAAACGAAAAUUAGUAAUACCAUCAGAUCUUGCAUAUGGAUCUACUGGUUCACCACCAACAAUACCUCCUGAUUCAUCAUUAGUAUUCGAAGUUGAAUGUGUUCAAAUAGAAAAUCGUAAAUCUGAUUUAUAAUCAUAUAUCAAUUUCAUUUUAUAGCCAUAAUCAUCACCAUAAUCAUAUUGUAUAUGUGAUAUUCAAUUGGAGAAAAAUAAACAACAUUAAAAAAAAGCAUCUGUAAA
Messenger RNA from Dermatophagoides pteronyssinus (European house dust mite), 676 nucleotides. RefSeq names its product peptidyl-prolyl cis-trans isomerase FKBP2. Gene Ontology annotation, biological process: protein peptidyl-prolyl isomerization. The record is from RefSeq and is a predicted model, not a curated record. Gene Ontology annotation, molecular function: peptidyl-prolyl cis-trans isomerase activity. NCBI's taxonomy places the organism in Eukaryota, Metazoa, Arthropoda, Arachnida, Sarcoptiformes, Pyroglyphidae. Gene Ontology annotation, cellular component: endoplasmic reticulum.